This is a messenger RNA of Haliotis rubra (blacklip abalone), 414 nucleotides long. RefSeq lists its product as uncharacterized. Lineage: Eukaryota; Metazoa; Mollusca; Gastropoda; Lepetellida; Haliotidae. The record is from RefSeq and is a predicted model, not a curated record. The transcript has a single exon. Bases 1 to 414 code for a protein of 137 amino acids.
AUGUCUGAGCCUCACACGGAUAGAUCUGACACAGAUAGAUCUGACACAGAUCUGACACAGAUAGAUCUGACACAGACAGAUCUGACACAGAUAGAUCUGACACAGACAGUUCUCACACAGAUAGAUCUCACACAGAUAGAUCUCACACAAAUAGAUCUGACAGAGAUAGAUCUGACACAGAUAGAUCUGACACAGACAGAUCUGACACAGACAGAUCUGACACAGAUAGAUCUCACACAGAUAUAUCUCACACAGAUAGAUCUCACACAGGUAGAUCUGACACAGAUAGAGCUCACACAGAUAGAUCUGACACAGAUAGAUCUCACACAGAUAGAUCUCACACAGAUAGAUCUCACACAGAUAGAUCUGACACAGACACGUGAAGGAGGAGAAGGUGACGUUGAUGAACGUUGA